Medicago truncatula (barrel medic) is the source of this 764-nucleotide messenger RNA. RefSeq names its product 15.7 kDa heat shock protein, peroxisomal. Bases 193 to 621 code for a protein of 142 amino acids. NCBI's taxonomy places the organism in Eukaryota, Viridiplantae, Streptophyta, Magnoliopsida, Fabales, Fabaceae. The transcript is spliced from 2 exons. The record is from RefSeq and is a predicted model, not a curated record.
UCAUAACUAGAAGAACCUAGAAGAUUUGAUUAAUUAAAGAACACAGGAUUAUGAUCAAUUCAAAGAAUAUUCUAGAGUGUCUCAUCAUAAACACAAAACGAAACAUAUAUCACGAAAUUUGAAACUACAACAUCAUAUCAUAUCAUAUAACAUUUAAUUCAUCACUUUCGUUGUAGUAUCAAAUCAUCACUAAUGGCUGAAACUAUACUUGGAUACCCUUUUAAACGCUUUUUCUUGGAUCAUACUCCAAUUUUUAGGGGAUACUCUGGCUCAACAGCACUCUUGGAUUGGAUUGAAUCCCCAACUUCUCAUAUCCUCAAAAUCAACGUUCCAGGAUUCAACAAAGAUGAGAUAAAAGUACAAAUUGAGGAAGGGAACAUUUUGCACGUGAGAGGUGAAGGUGUGAAAGAGGAGAAUUUAGGAAAGGACAUUGUUUGGCAUGCAGCUGAGAGAGGGAUUGGAAAAAGAGAUUUUUCAAGGAUGAUUGAAUUGCCUGAGAAUGUGAAAUUGGAUCAGAUUAAGGCACAUGUGGAAAAUGGAGUUCUCACCGUUCUUGUACCUAAAGAUGCAUCACCUAAAUCACAUAAAGUUCGAAACAUUAACAUCACUAGUAAACUUUAAGAUUUGCAAAAUUAUAGAUAGGAAUAAAAAUGGAGAGAAAAUUAUGGAAAAUAGAUGUAUCCUAUGAUGUAAACAAUUGCAUGGUGUGAUCAAGAAUCAAUGUUUGGUUAAUACUUAAUAUAAUAAGGCUUUUCCGUGAUCAA